UUCUAUGAUAGUGAGGAAGAGAGAGCAACUGCCCUUGAUGAUGGAUUUGGAGUUAAUGAUGUGGAUGAUAGGAAAACUGAGGAUAAGAUGAAAAUAGUUCUCAGAUCUGUUAGAUAUAGUGAUAGUGAGGCAAAAUUUGGAGAUGAAGAGUAUGUGAGUGAUGAAUUAGGUAGCUCGGACCCAGAUGAUUCUGAUGGAGAUAGAGGUCCUAGACCACUAAGGUUUAAUAAAGAAAAAUUUAAUGAAAAAUUUCAAUUUGAGAAAGGUAUGGAAUUUAAUUCCCUAGCUGAAUUUAGAAAGGCUAUCCGUGAUUGGAAUGUAAGAAAUGGUUAUGUAAUUGAUUUUCCGAAAAAUGAGAGUUAUAGGGUAAGGGUAGUGUGCACAAAAAAAUGUGGCUAUUAUAUGUUGUGCUCUAGAGUGGGCCACAAGCACACAUAUGCCAUAAAGACAGAUAAAAUUGAUCAUACAUGUAUUAGAUCAUUGAACAACAAAUCUGCAAACUCACGGUGGGUUGCAAAUGCGGUGAUAAAAAAAAAUGCAAACUUCAGAGAAAGUUAGGAUUCAAGACAUAAUUCUAGACAUGAGAAUAAAUUAUGCAUUGAAUAUUACCGCUAGCAUAGCAUGGAAGGCCAAGAAAAUUGCAGCUGCAAUAAUUGAAGGAGAAGCUGAUAAUCAGUAUACUAAAUUAGGGAGGUAUGCAGCUGAGUUAAGAAGGGUGUGUCGGAACAAUACUAUCAAGAUUAAUAUUGACAGACCAAAUCCAGUAUUACCACCUAGGUUUGGAUCUUUUUAUUUUAGCUUCGAUGGUUGUAAGAGAGGUUUCAUCUAUGGGUGUAGACCAUUUGUUGGAGUUGAUGGUUGUCACCUGAAGACAAAAUAUGGUGGCCAACUUCUAAUUGCUGUUGGUAGGGAUCCCAAUGACCAGUACUUUCCACUAGCCUUUGGUGUUGUAGAAACAGAGACAAAGGAAAGCUGGAGAUGGUUUUUACAAUUGUUAAUGGAGGACAUUGGACAAGAUAAGAGGUUUGUUUUCAUCUCAGAUCAGCGAAAGGUAUGUGAUAUAUUCUCAUAUUUGUUCUUUAUGUUAUUUCUUUUGUAA
Trifolium pratense (red clover) is the source of this 1099-nucleotide messenger RNA. RefSeq lists its product as uncharacterized. The transcript is spliced from 2 exons. The record is from RefSeq and is a predicted model, not a curated record. NCBI's taxonomy places the organism in Eukaryota, Viridiplantae, Streptophyta, Magnoliopsida, Fabales, Fabaceae. Bases 536 to 1099 code for a protein of 187 amino acids.